AUGGCUAGUGAUGGUAAUUCUAAACCAGGAAAUAUAGAAGAUAUAUCAGAUGCAUUAUUAAUUAAUUCUAAAUUUACCCUAAAAGACUAUCUAUUUCCUGAUAAUAGUAAAAAUAAUGAACAGAAGACUAACUCAAUGAAUUUUCCUUCCUCAGGUGCAAUGCCACAUUUAUUUUCUUCGAUAAUUUCUGGUGCUAAUGCACCGACUGGUUUGAAUAAUAUUAUUCAGAAUGGACAAUUAUCUGGAUCUUCUAGAGAACCUAAUCAGUCAUCAAGUAGUAUUGAUAAAGGAGGUAAUCUUACUGAUUCUCUUUCCACUAAUCAACUACCUGGUGGUUCCGGUUUUCAUUUAUCUUCUGAUGUUUUGUCACAACAAUCACAAGCAAUGAUGAGAAUGGAUGGUGGUCUAGCAAGUACAACAGUGUCUGAUGAAAGUGUUGGUGAAUAUGGAAUGGCGGCGUUUAUGAAGCAUUUUCGAGCAUGCCAAAAAGGCCUUGAAAAUCAUGUACAUACAGUUGGAAUACCAGUUGAAAAUACUGGAAUACCAAGAGCAAAAGAUGAUGUAAUGGUUUAUAAACAAUUUGCAGGACCAUUUGCAGAAAGUGCUAUAGCUGUUCAUCCUCAUAUAACAGAAACACCUAAAGAAUAUCAAUUUUCAAGCUUAGGGAAAAUAAAUUUACCACCUUUAAAUAUGGCUAAACUAGGUGAUGAAACAUUAAUACAUAUAUUUUAUAAUUUUCCUAGAGAAGCUUAUCAGAAUAUGGCAGCAUAUGCUUUAAUAAAACGUGGAUGGCAUUAUCAUAAAAUUUUACAAGGAUGGGUUAAGAGACCACCUUCUAAACCAACUGAUCCUUCAAUUACAAAUCAAUCAGAAUGCAUUUUUUUGUUUUUUAAUCCUAUUACCUGGAGAGUUGAAAAUAGGAAGUGUAAAGCUGAUAUGGCUGAUAUUGAAAGAGCUUCACCGAUGACUCAAUCAUUAUAUAAUCAUUAUCUAUGGAGGCAUUAUGAAUCAAAAAUUCCUGAAAAUUGUAGGAAUGAUACAUUGCCACCAUUACCAAAAAAGCCAAAUCCUAAUCCAUAA
Molecule: messenger RNA, 1080 nt
Organism: Strongyloides ratti
Lineage: Eukaryota; Metazoa; Nematoda; Chromadorea; Rhabditida; Strongyloididae
Product: CCR4-NOT transcription complex subunit 2
Exons: 2
Coding region: 1-1080 (359 amino acids)
Biological process (GO): regulation of DNA-templated transcription; nuclear-transcribed mRNA poly(A) tail shortening
Cellular component (GO): P-body; CCR4-NOT core complex
Source: RefSeq, a predicted model, not a curated record